This is a messenger RNA of Dictyostelium discoideum AX4, 1587 nucleotides long. RefSeq lists its product as hypothetical. The record is from RefSeq and is a predicted model, not a curated record. The transcript has a single exon. NCBI's taxonomy places the organism in Eukaryota, Evosea, Eumycetozoa, Dictyosteliales, Dictyosteliaceae. Bases 1 to 1587 code for a protein of 528 amino acids.
AUGGAAGAUUUAAUUAACAAAAAAAAAUAUUUUGAUAAUAUAUUAGGAUGUAUAUAUGGUCAGUGUUUAGGUGAUGCCUAUGGAUUAAGUACAGUUUGUAAAAUGAAACAUCAUGUUGAUAGAUGGUAUCCAAAAGUCAAUGAAAAUUCAUUCAUUGAUUUUCCAAAUUAUAAAAUUGAUGACUAUAUGGAAGGUGGUCAUACACACGAUAGAGGUGAUUGGGGUAUAGAUUCUGAUAAUAUGAUUUUAUUAUUACAAUCUAUUAUAAAAGUUUUUCAACACACAAAUGAUGUCAAUAGUAAUAAUAGUAGUAGUAGUAGUAGUAAUAAUAAUGAUGAAUUAUUUUUUAAAGUUUAUAGAAAUAUAUUUUUAAAAAAUAAAAUUUGGGAUUAUAUUAGAAUUCAAGAAGAAGAAGAAGAGGACGAUGCAAUUUUAAAGAUUUUUAUUAAAAAAUUAAAAGUUUAUUAUACAAAAAAAGGAUUUCAAGAAUUAGGAGAUUGGGAUAAAAAUUGGUUUUCAUUUUGUAGAGGCAGACAAACAACACAACUUGUGGUUCGUAAUGAUGAAUUUUUAAAAGACCCAAUGAUGGUUAGUAAAUACUAUUAUUUAAUAGAAUCAACAAAAUAUCCAAAUGAUACAGGAGCAUUAAUGAGAUCAUCAAUUAUACCAUGUAUGAACUUUUUAAAUGAAAAACAACAAUUAAUAAAUACUGUUAAUUUUUCAAAGGUUACACAUUAUGAUCCAAGAUCAGUAACUUGUUGUAUAAUUCAAAAUAAUUUAAUUACAACAAUUUUAAAUUAUUAUUAUAAUAAUAAUAAUAAUAAUAAUAAUAAUAAUAAUAAUAAUAAUAAUAAUAAUAAUAUUUCAAAUUUAUUAUUAAAACUAAUUAAAAUUAUAUAUGAAGAUAAGAAAAUUGAAAAAUUACAAAAUUAUUAUAAUGAAAAAAAUGGAAUGUUUGAAAAUGAAAUUGAUAAAAGAAGGAAAAUUGGGAUUUCAAAUUAUCUUAUUUAUUCAGCUCGAGAUUGGGGACAUUUAAAUUUGGAGAGAUCUUUACAAGGUGGAUUUAGUUUGAGUGGUUUGAGUAGUUCAAUUUAUUCAUUAAAAAAAUUUAAUCAAUACUUUAAUCAAGAAAAAGAAAAGUUAAUUAAUUCAGGUUGUAGUGAUGGUUUAAUUAAUUUAUCAUUCUUAUUUAGAAAGGUUUUGGAUGAAUUAAUUAGAGAGGGUGGUGAUAAUAAUGGUGCAAGUACAGGUGCAUUAUUAGGUUCAAUUAUUGGUUACUCAAAUUUACCAAAGGAUAUGUUACAAUCAAUGCCUAAUAAACAAUGGCUAGAUGAUCAAGUUAUUCAAUUUAUAAAACUAUUAGAUGAAAGAAUAACCAAUGGUAAAAUAAUACCUUUUACAAUCUCUGAUGACCAAGAACAAAAUAUAUAUAGUUCAAUAGGUCAUAAUAAUGGUGAAACUCAAAAUUAUCCUUUUGUAAAUUAUGAAAAUAAUAAUAAUAAAAAUAAAAAUAAAAAUAAUAAUGAUAAUAAUGAUAAUAAUAAUAAUAAUAAUAAUAGUAAUAGUAGUAAAUGUAUCAUUCAAUAA